Messenger RNA from Xenia sp. Carnegie-2017, 1370 nucleotides. Its product is annotated as vegetative incompatibility protein HET-E-1-like. Gene Ontology annotation, molecular function: protein binding. Bases 128 to 1180 code for a protein of 350 amino acids. NCBI's taxonomy places the organism in Eukaryota, Metazoa, Cnidaria, Anthozoa, Malacalcyonacea, Xeniidae. The record is from RefSeq and is a predicted model, not a curated record. The transcript is spliced from 9 exons.
AAUGAUAGGAGCUUUCAGAUUUGUUUUGAUAUGUGAUAUUUCAUUUCAAAAUUCUGUGUAUUUCUUCACAAAAUUGUAUAUUUUCUUCUCAAUGGAUUAACGGUAAAAAUAUUGCUUUGCUCGCCAAAUGUCUGGAAGACGACGUUUGGAGGACGCUCUUCAAAUGGGAAAAGAAAUUGAUAUGCGUUUAGAUGAAAGGGAUCCGUCGUUUCGUCUGAAUAAAAUUUCAUAUGUGGAAGAUAUUGAAUUUGGUGAUAUUGGUGCAACGUACAGCAUCAACUUUUCUCACGACAGCCAAUAUUUUGCUGCUGGUUGCAGCAAUGGUGCAGUGCAGGUGUACUCCGUCAAGCAGGGGAAAAAGAAACGUCCACUGCAGUACGGUUCAAAUUUUGGUCUUCCUGUUACUUGUGUGAAGUUCUAUCCAUAUAAUUCCAGCUGUCUUGUCACUGCAGACUCUCAAGGAGAUAUCAAAUUCUGGGAUCUAAUGGAAUGGGCACAGCGAGGAAAGAUUUUAGAGAAGGGAAACGAAAUUGAAACAUUGGAUUUCUCUCAUGAUGGCAAGAUUUUUGCCACCGCAGGAAAGGACAAAACCAUCCGCGUCUACGAUAGUGACAGCCAUGCGAUAAUCAAAACUUUUCCUGGAGCGGGAAUUUCAAACGAAGAUGAUUCCGAGUUUCGAGAGGUCGGUCAUGGUCGCAAAGUGUUUGCUUUGAAAUUUCAUCCUUUUGAUGACAACGUUUUUAUCACAGGCGGCUGGGAUAAGUGUAUUAAGAUUUGGGACACGCGCUCUGCUCAUUCAGUUGGCACCAUAUGGGGUCCGUAUGUGUGUGGUGGGGACUCUUUGGAUAUAUCUAUGGAUAAUAUCCUAACCGGUUCUUGGGUGACCGAUGAAGCUUUACAAAUAUGGGAUUUUAAGAGCGGCUCACUCGUUGAAACCAUACCAUUUCCAUCUGAGAAAGGGGCAUUUUUGUACUGUGCACGAUUCGUGAGCAGCGAUCUCAUUGCCGCUGGUGGCAGUGGUAGCAGAGAUCUAAAACUUCUAUACAGACAUACCCACGAGGUUGCUGGCUGUAUAGAUAAUUCUGGCAAAGUUGUUCAAGCGUUGGACGUAGGUGAUGGUGGUCAUCUGAUGGUUAUAGGUGGCGCAAGUGAUGUUCUUCGUCUUGUCCGAUUGCUUUAGGAAGCGCCAUCUACUUUUGAUGUCUCUUGGAUUUUUUACAUGCUGUUUUUCCUUUGUUCGCAUUGCUAACAUUUAAAUGAACUCUUUCACAUACUUUUCAAUAUGCAUAAGAUAUUUUUCUUUGUAAAAAGAUUCUUUGUCGUUAUUCUACAUUAGAUGGGCGUACGAGCUGUAUAGCGCCCCCCGUCAA